Paramecium octaurelia is the source of this 597-nucleotide messenger RNA. The record is from the annotation of a GenBank genome assembly. NCBI's taxonomy places the organism in Eukaryota, Ciliophora, Oligohymenophorea, Peniculida, Parameciidae.
AUGUUAAAGCAAUAGAUGAGAUUAUUUUCAAAAGAGCAAUUUUAUUUUAAAAAAAAGGUAGGCAAGUAUAAAAGGAAAAGAAAUGCAAUUAGCAUAAUUGAGAAAAAUAAUAAUAUCAAUUUGAAUUUUGGUUUUAGUUUUAGUUUGCUGAGCAGCUUGAGAGUGAUAAGGACAAUGAUAGAUAAAAGGGUUUAUGCUAGAUUGUCCUAUUUAAUGAUCAUCAUUGUUUGGAAUGUACUUGGUUUCAGAUCUAAUAUGAAUAGACAGCAUUAAUUGUCGUUUGAGAAUCAAUCUACUUACACCUACAAAUCAAAUACGUAGUUAAAAAAUUACAUUUAGACAAUUUACCUCUAUUUACUUGAUCGGCUUGCAUUGGAUUAUCUGAUAGAAGGUUAAAUUAAUUUAUCAAAUUAAUUUAACAAUAGUUUGAUUGAAAAACUACAACCAGUCGCAAUUUAGGAAAUAUUAUUUACAUGCAUUGGCAAUUAUGGAAUAAGUAGAGACGUUAUUAAAUUUAAAGUGUGGAAAAUUAAAAAAUAUACAGAUCAUAUUGAUCGAAAGAAAAAAAAUUAAGAAUAAAUGGAAUUAUCUGUAUGA